Messenger RNA from Cylicocyclus nassatus, 549 nucleotides. Lineage: Eukaryota; Metazoa; Nematoda; Chromadorea; Rhabditida; Strongylidae. The record is from the annotation of a GenBank genome assembly.
AUGCUUGCCAAACUAUUGCGUGCACGACACAAGCCUCGUCAACAGACUGUAAUUCCGUUUGAAUUCGUACCAGUCCUCUUCGAAGAAACUCGCAUUGGAGAUAAUCGAAUGUUGGGAGGGAAGCUUGGUAAUUCUAUACAACAAAAGCUGGGUGUAGGGACUAUGGCCGAUUUGGCUGCAGUACCUUAUGAUCCCAUUGAAUGGCACUUUGGUGACCAAGCCCACUGGAUCAUUGGGUUGGCCAAGGGACUAGAUGAUACCUAUAAGUUAACUUUGGCUAUGAACAUGGAAGCACCCACUACGUCUACAGCCACUGGCUCGGCUAGCAACUCUCCAAACAGUUCGCCAUACAAAAAGAAGAACAAGAAAGAGGGGGAGCCUGAAGUCAAAGUGGAUGAGAAUGGAUGCGAGGUUUAUAAUCCAACAAAGUUCGAAUCAACAGAAGAUUCAAAUCACGCACCUGCAGUGCCCGCAGUAGAACUGAGCGACAUUAGAGUCAUAUCGCCAUCUGUUUAUGAAGAACUAUCGUCGAAUAUCAAAGCGCGGUAG